Messenger RNA from Gadus morhua (Atlantic cod), 2907 nucleotides. It is a transcript of the gene ushbp1, whose product is annotated as Usher syndrome 1C binding protein 1. The transcript is spliced from 14 exons. NCBI's taxonomy places the organism in Eukaryota, Metazoa, Chordata, Actinopteri, Gadiformes, Gadidae. Bases 312 to 2390 code for a protein of 692 amino acids. The record is from RefSeq and is a predicted model, not a curated record.
UCCUCAGGCUUUGUUAGCUUUGCCAACAGCCCUCUUGUUACAGAGACAUCCUGGAGAGCUGUGGGCAAACUCACAGCACUUUCACUGAUCAGAGAGAGAGAGAGAGAGAGAGCGAAAGAGAGAGAGAGAGAGAGAGAGAGAGAGAGAGAGAGAGAGAGAGAGAGAGAGAGAGAGAGAGAGAGAGGGGGGGGGGAUGACUUGAGAGGGUAGGUUUCACCACGGAUAACGAUGACUUUGUGGCAGUAUGCGGUGGGAGGAUAAGUAACUUUGUCCCGAAGGUUGGAUCUACGUUGAGGAUGAAGAGGUGAACCAUGAAGCUGCAGAACGGCCAGCUGGUUCACUGUGAGGACACCGGCUCUUGUGCGCAGCGGGCCCUUGGGGCCAUGACCCGGGCAGAGCAGGGCCCCCAGACGGGGGCCCCUCGGGGAGCCGAGCCCGCAGAGCCCUCCCCAGCUGAGCUGGUUCAGUGCCAAGAGGACAUGGGCUCCUUGCUCAGCUCCAUCGCCGAGCUCAACGUGAAGAUUGGGAGACUGAAGGCGCCCAGCGAACCAGAGGACUUUAAACCCUCCAGAGUAUCCCAACCCGUGCUUCAAGGCUUGUGGCACCACAGGCUUCUCACUGGAGGCCAAGAGAGGCCCCCAGCCCCAGGCUCUGACCGAGGCCCCCCUAACCCGGAGGGCAGACGUGAGUUAUGGCCCAAACUACAGAAGGCUCUUACGGCUGUGGAGAGGUCCGUCAAUACCAGGCGCAAAUGGGCCAUUCUCACCACUGCUACGGAUCUGGUCAGACAGACAGAACACCUCGUAGCAGCUGAAACAAUCACAGCGUCAGCGACACAGAUUCUGGAGGAGAUACAAAGAGAGUUGGGGAUUUCGUUUCCUCCAGCAAUGCCAAAUAUAGAACGUCCACAAUGCCGUAUCCACAGCAGCUUGGGGGCGGAGACGCAGGCGCCCCCCCCACCCCCCCCCAGCCCCAUCCCUCUGAUGGGAGAGAUGGGCAGCCUGCGGAGGAAGCUGGAGGGUCUGCAGAAGGCCUGGAGCUCCAGGAGUCCCUCCCCUCUCUACAGCCCUCCCGGGGCCUCCCCGUGUGGGCCUCGGAGCCCCAGGCUGACCUCGCCGCCUCCCUGCCCCGGCUCCCCCCUGCUCCUCAGGAGGCCGCUGCGAGCCUUCACAGCUCCUCUCUCCACGCUCAGGGACACCUCCCCCCCCGGCUCCCCCCGGCCUGCCAGGACCCCGGGGGUCUGCAGCGCGUCACCGGCCCCCAACUCAGCCAGCAGCCACGAGAGCGAGACAGAACGGUUGCAGAGGUACGUCAAGCGGCUGCGGGCGAGGAACCGGCGCCUGAGCUCCGCUCUGGAGCGGCGGACGGCCGAGCCGCCGCAGGGGGACCGGCCCACCCUGCAGAUGGCCCUGGCAUACUGCCAGGAAUGUGAAGAAGCUUAUAGCGAACUACUGUCCCUGUAUGAGUUGAACAAACAACAAGGCGUUGAGGUCUGCCAGUUCCCAUCAUCAGGCCCCGCUGGGGACCUGCAGCAGUCUAGUAGUCCGCCACACCGCUUCAGGUUCCCCGAGGCCCAUCAGCUGUCCACUUCCUUCUCCACAGCAGGGGGCGCUGUGGGGGGCGACGGUUGGACUCUAGCUGAGCAGAGGGCCGCUUCCGUCGGGCGGGAGGCCGCUCUCCGGCUGCACAUCCAGGGUCUGACCGCCGCGCGGCCCCUGAGGACUGGAGGAGAAAGGCCCCUGGUCCCCGCCCCCGGGCUGGCCCCAGACCCGGGCCCCGCUACAUAUGGGCUGGAGCUGCAGGAGGAUGAGCGGGCGAGGGGUACAGAGAAGAGUCUGCCGUUCGAGGAACCUUUCACCGUCGGGGAGGAGAUGGCCGAGCGGUCGGCUGAGACCCACCUGGCAGAGGAGGAGCUGAGGUGCCUGGACUGGGCUCUGCAGGCCCUGAAGGCCCAGGAUUCUCCCCCCGGCCCCCCUCUGGCACCGCACCCCCAGAGCCCCGGAGUGGGGCUGCUGCACCGCGCUGAACCCCAGUCACUUCCUGAAGCAGAAGACAAUGGGAACACCUCUCGUUCUCAGAAGAAAGACAAUCUGGAAGAGCUCCACGUUAUAUUUCAAAGAGAUCAAGGUUUGAAGAAGAGACUGUCCCUCGUUCGGGAGUCCUUGGCCACAGCUCUCCGGGACAGCGCCCCCCGCAGACGGGACAGCGAUGACCCCACAAGCCGGAAAGCAGCGAGCGCUCACAGGAGCAGCCGGAGGAGGUACCAGGAGCAGGUAUGGAGGCUGGAGCAGAAGGUGGCAGCCAUGUCCCAGAGCCAUCUGAGUCAGAUAGCCGGCCUGAAAGCCACCGUGGAGGCCCUGGAGGGGAGGCAGGAAGAGACGGCUCUGUGACCGUACCCAACACCUUUAACCUUUAUUAGAUCGGCCCUGUGUUAUACCCUAACCCUACCCCUUUAACCUUUAUUAGAUCGGCCCUGUGUUAUACCCUAACCCUACACCUUUAACCUUUAUUAGAUCGGCCCUGUGUUAUACCCUAACCCAACACCUUUAACCUUUAUUAGAUCGGCCCUGUGUUAUACCCUAACCCUACACCUUUAACCUUUAUUAGAUCGGCCCUGUGUUAUACCCUAACCCUACACCUUUAACCUUUAUUAGAUCGGCCCUGUGUUAUACCCUAACCCAACACCUUUAACCUUUAUUAGAUCGGCCCUGUGUUAUACCCUAACCCCAACACCUCAACGGACAUUAGAACCUGUGUUACAUCAUAACCCCCACACCAUAAAGGACAUUAGAACCUGUGUUAUAUCUCUCUGGGCAGAAUAAUGUUGGUAUUGUUUUGUUUGAGGAUCAAAUCUGUGGUCUUCCCGCCAGAAGGUGAAAGUAAAGCAAAUUAGACUGAAAAACAAAA